UACUUUCUUAUGCUCUAACUUCAUGUUAUGUUAUGAUAUCUUACCUAAAACUAUCAACUUCAAAAUUAAAAAUAUAAAUGUAUAAAUCUAGGAAAGUGUUAAUAAAAUGGCAAGCAAACAAUCUAGUUCAAGAAAACCAGAAGAACUAAAGAAAAUGAGUUUAAUUCAAUUAAAAGAAAUAUUAAGUCGGGAAGAAUCUCUGCUAAAAAAUAUAUCCAUAAUAUCCAAACUUCCAGAUAGAGGUGAAUCCAUCAAAAAAUUUCAUGAACAAGUUAAAUACGAAAUAAAAUCUAGGGAAGAAAUGGCAGAUAUAGAGCUUUCUAUUUCGACAUUACAAAUCUCUGAAUCAGAUAAACAUGUUCAGAAACUGUGUGAGUUAGAAAAAACUCCUGAAAAAGAAAGAUACAAACCAUUUUCAACUUUAAACACAACCAAAGAAAUUCAUACUGAUAGGAAGGUUUUUAAGACCAUGGAAGAUUGGAGUAAAUGUAACAAACCAACAAAAUUAAUACCCUUAGCCGAAUCGAUGGAAAUCCUUAAGCAACAAGACGAAAAAAUUAAAGAGGAACAAAUUAAGUUUAAACAUAGACUUUUAGCAAGGCAGUUAGAAGAAGAGAAUGCACAAGAGGAAGAGGAUGAGGACAGUGAGAGUGAGGUGGAUAAAGCUGAAAGUGAAUCAGAAGAUGAAGAGACUGUAGCUGAUUUACAUAUUUUAAAUACUGAACUUAACUGAAUACAAACUUGAAAAUUGUGAUAUAGUCUUAAGUUUUAUAAAUAAAAAUAUAACUUAUCUGAA
Messenger RNA from Diabrotica virgifera virgifera (western corn rootworm), 796 nucleotides. RefSeq lists its product as uncharacterized. Gene Ontology annotation, biological process: transcription elongation by RNA polymerase II. NCBI's taxonomy places the organism in Eukaryota, Metazoa, Arthropoda, Insecta, Coleoptera, Chrysomelidae. The record is from RefSeq and is a predicted model, not a curated record. The transcript has a single exon. Gene Ontology annotation, cellular component: nucleus. Bases 107 to 733 code for a protein of 208 amino acids. Gene Ontology annotation, molecular function: transcription elongation factor activity.